ACAAGGCGAAAGGGCGGAGGGGAGAAAAGCUGAAGAGAGUCUUGUAAUGGCGACGGGGUUGUCAGAUAAUUUGAAGCACCCUACAAUGGUUUGGGAACUGAAGGCUAAUCAAAUGCCUAAUACAGUACAGAAACUCCUGUUGGUGGUGGAUAAGAGAACUUCAGGAAUGAAUGAAUCUUUGGAAUUAUUGAAGUGUAACGAGAACCUCCCAUCUUCCCCUGGAUAUGCAUCUUGUGAUGAGCACAUGGAGCUUGAUGAUCUUCCUGAACUGCAGGCUGUUCAUACUGAUUCUACCCCCCCUGCGCUUUUUCAACUGAGCACAGAUGUUUCACAUCAGGAAUACUCGAGGUCUUCAUGGAACCAACAUACCUCAAGUAGCAGUUCGGAAAGUGCUUAUCCUUAUGAAAAUGGAGUGAAUUGGUUAACAGAACUGGCAAAUAUAGCUACUAGUCCACAGAGUCCUCUGAUGCAGUGCGGUUUUUAUAACAGGUCAUCACCUGUUCACCUAAUAGCUACAAGCAAAAGUUUACAUUCCUAUGCACGCCCUCCACCAGUGUCCUCUCAGAGUGAUUCUGGUUUUCCUAAGCAUCACAUAGAUGAAGCACCAGUCAGACAUGAAAGGACAAGUAGUGAAUCAGAGUCUGGGAUCUUCUGUAUGUCUUCACUUUCAGAUGAUGAUGAUCUAGGAUGGUGCCAUUCUUGGCCUCCAACUGUUUGGCACUGUUUCCUUAAAGGCACACGUUUAUGCUUCCACAAACGACGCAGUAAGGAGUGGCAGGAUGUUGAAGAGCUUGCUAGGUCUGCAGGAUUUGAAAAUGAAGCUGAUGUUUCAGUGGGUGUUUACAAAGGAUAUGGUUCUGAUGGUUUGAAGUUGAUCUCCCAUGAAGAAAGUGUUUCAUUUGGUGAGUCAGUACUGAAAUUGACUUUUGAUCCUGGCACAGCGGCAGAUGGCUUGCUUACUGUGGAGUGCCGAUUAGAUCACCCUUUCUAUGUUAAAAAUAAAGGUUGGUCAUCUUUUUAUCCAAGCCUGACGGUGGUUCAGCAUGGCAUUCCAUGUUGUGAAAUGCAUAGUGGAGAUGUAUGUCUACCUCCUGGUCACCCUGAUGCCAUUAACUUUGAUGAUUCAGGUGUUUUUGAUACAUUCAAAAGUUACGAUUUUACACCAAUGGAUUCCUCUGCAGUUUAUGUGUUAAGCAGCAUGGCUCGUCAGCGCCGUGCUUCGUUAUCUUGUGGAGGGUCAGGAAGCCAAGACUUUGAAAGAUCGGAAUGCAGCACAAACUGUGGGCCUGCCCAGUCAUCACAGAUAUCAUCCAAUUCUUCGUGUAGUAAAGCUGGCAAAAACCACAGCUCAGGGACUGCGAGUACUGUGAGUGCCACUUCUCCCAACAAAUGCAAAAGACCAAUGAAUGCCUUCAUGCUUUUUGCCAAAAAGUACAGAGUAGAAUAUACUCAGAUGUAUCCAGGAAAAGAUAACAGAGCCAUUAGUGUGAUACUUGGUGACAGGUGGAAAAAAAUGAAAAAUGAAGAAAGACGGAUGUAUACAUUAGAAGCCAAGGCCUUGGCUGAAGAACAAAAACGUUUAAAUCCUGACUGCUGGAAACGGAAACGAACAAAUUCAGGUUCACAAUAACAUUAAUCAAAAUUCUUCUAUGUAUAUCUGGUGGAAGAUCAAGGUUUCAUCAUUUGUUGUGAAGGUGUGACCAUAUGGGCUGCGUUGGGUCAUUAGGAAUGAGGAUUUGCUUCUUACAGUAGAGGAUUAAGCAAGCUACAACUAUCAACAUUUUAAACCAAAUUGCCUUAUUUUUUUUUCUUCCAAACUACAUAUAUGUCUAUCAGGUGUAAUAGGCUUGAAAAAUGGAUAUCCUGUGGUGCUAAAGAAUAGUAGGAAGAAGAGGAGCUUUGUAUAAAUGUUUAUUUUUUUAAGAAAAUGCACAAAAAGGGGAAUUUUGAAAUAUGUAACACCUGUUUAUACAUUGAUUCUUAUUGCUGAUUAAUAUGUAUUGCACAACCUAUGUAAUUAACUACAAAUCUGGGAGCUGGGGUUUUCUGACAUAACAUAGGAACUUCUAGUCUGCCCAGUGCAAAACGUUACCAGAAUGUGUGGCAAAGUGGAUAGAGUAUAUCCUAUAUGUAGCAAGAUUUCUGUCUGGGGAGGCGUUGCAUGUAGAAUUUACAUUUGAAGCAGGAGCUCUUUCCUGUUGGAAAUGAAAGGCUCACAGAACUGCCAGGGCUGCAGAUAAAUGGCCCAGGAUUAGAUUCAUUGAGAGCAUUGCAUUAUCCCAAAAGAAUGGUGCUGUUGUGAUGACACCAUUUUAUUUUUAAAGCGUUUUUUUGUCUCCUAUGCUGCAUAUUUUUAAAGUUUUUAUUUUGCCAGAAGACAUCUUUUAUGAUGAGGACAAACUUUGCACUUACUAGAGGUGCAACAUUUGCACUUUACUCCCCACCCCAAAACUGUCUAAAAGUAGAGUAGAUAUGUUAGAUAUAUGGCUACUUUUGCUGUGAACAUUUACAACAUAGAUUUAAUAUUACUAAAUAGAGUGUGUUUCUGUAUAAGAAUCACAACUAUAGAUUUCAGCACCUGCCAGGUCUAUGUCUACAUGAUGUUGCUCCUUUGAUUUUGCACACUAUAUUCAUGUAUUAUUUCAAAUAAAUUUGUAAAACAUAUUAUUGUACAUUGUAUGAAUCGCAUAAAAUUGAUACCC
Molecule: messenger RNA, 2702 nt
Organism: Gekko japonicus
Lineage: Eukaryota; Metazoa; Chordata; Lepidosauria; Squamata; Gekkonidae
Gene: HBP1
Product: HMG-box transcription factor 1
Exons: 11
Coding region: 47-1630 (527 amino acids)
Biological process (GO): regulation of transcription by RNA polymerase II
Cellular component (GO): nucleus
Molecular function (GO): RNA polymerase II cis-regulatory region sequence-specific DNA binding; DNA-binding transcription factor activity, RNA polymerase II-specific; RNA binding
Source: RefSeq, a predicted model, not a curated record